Ostrea edulis (European flat oyster) is the source of this 1970-nucleotide messenger RNA. RefSeq lists its product as uncharacterized. The record is from RefSeq and is a predicted model, not a curated record. Gene Ontology annotation, molecular function: protein binding. The transcript has 11 exons. Lineage: Eukaryota; Metazoa; Mollusca; Bivalvia; Ostreida; Ostreidae. Bases 52 to 1884 code for a protein of 610 amino acids.
GACUACGUCAAGUAUAUUUCAUAUAGAGGCAAUUGUGAAAUCUUAGUUGUCAUGGUAUUUGCCAUUCGUGUUUUUCUGUUCGGGUUAACGUCGGUUUGGAUAACUGUAGAAGGCCUCGGUUUAAGGUGUUUACGCUGUGAUGACGUCUUAGAGCCUCGUUUCUGCGAGAGAAUUGAAUACUGCUCAGCUGGAGACGUGUGCAGUGUGCAAAGGUAUCGAAAAGAUAAUGGUGACGUCACUUUCUGGGUGGGUUGUCUCCCCCAAACGUCGUGUUCUAAAACACCAAACAAAACAGUGCUCCACUCAAAUAGGCGUAGCAUCCAUGGAUCUGUGGUAUGUAACGAUUGUUGCUAUGGCGAUCUGUGUAACGUGGAUGGGUGUGGAUCACCAGCUUUCCCGACCUCCCGUGGACCAAUUUGUUUCAACUGUGGUCACACACUAAAUCCAACAGAUUGUCACCACAUGACUGUGUGUAGAACCAAUGAGUUGUGCUUCCUAGGGGAGAAACCACUAUUUGGGCAGCGUUACUUCACCAGCCAUUGUGAAGACAUACACGCGUGCAACAACCAUAUAUCAGCGCCGAUUAUCGUUGGAAAGAAAAGGUCAUACACCCCCUGCUCUGGAUGUUGCCAUGGAGAUCUAUGUAACAAUGAUUGCAACGCUAAUUUUACCUCUGGAACUGUUAUCAACACAGGAGCACCGGCACUGACAGUGAAACCAACUACCUUGGAAACACCCGGGAAUUACGCAUUCUAUGCUCAGCUGACAUCCUCCCUGUCGCAAAAUAACGUUAUCUUUAAUAACGUCACGACUAAUGAAGGAUCGUCUUACAAUGGCAGAACGGGUAUAUUCACCUGCAAGUACAGUGGUCCUUAUGUGUUCUCCUGGACUGUAGGGACACAUGGCGGAAGGCAGGCAAACGCAGACCUGAUUGUUAACAGCAAUGUCAAGGGCACAAUUCACUCCGACUCACUCGGAAGUUCAAAAAACACAGACUCAGCGACAGGUUUGGUAGUCACUAAGCUUCAGGUGGGAGACGAAGUGAGAGUCCGGGUUUCCAAUGGGACGAUUGAAGGGCAAUACUCUACAUUUUCUGGAUGGCGGCUUAAUCAAAAUAUUUCUUUCCAUGCAAAAGCUAAAACUGCUCUUUCGAAGCCUUCUAGUAAUCGGCAUGGCUUUAUUUUCGAGGAAGUUGACACUAACAAUGGACACUCGUACUUUUCCGGAAAUGGAACUUUUGUGUGUCCAGAAUCUGGUCUUUACGCUUUGGCGUUCACUGUAGAGGCUAAGAACAAAGACUACAUGGUUUACUUUUACAAGGACAGGUCUACAGUUAACAAUCUGGGUGUGUGGCCGGAUUCCUCAAAUGGUGAAUAUCUGGACUCUUCAGCAACUGUACAGCUAUUUCAGUUAAGUACUGGGGAUGCUAUAUAUCUAUACGCUGGGGAUAGUGAUGCUCAGCUGGAACCGAUACGAUCGACUUACUCUGGAUGGCUUAUAGAGCCUGGUACAAGCGUAAAUACCCCAGCCUUUCUGGAACAACUGACGUCAUCAUCACCGUCAUCACACAGCGCAGUGCUAUUCAAUUCUGAACUUCUUGAUACGACACAAUCGUUUUAUAGAUCUACGGGAUUCACUGCUCCCCAAAACGGCGUCUACAUGAUAUUCUGGAACAUGGAAGCAAAUAAUAGAUAUCUGAAAUCUACAUUAGUGGUCAAUGGGGUGGAGUAUGGUUACACAGUGUCAGACGGUGCAUCAUCGGAUUAUGAUAGUGGUUCCAAUGUGGCCGUUCUGCGACUAAGGUCAAGUGACGUUGUGAAGGUCAUACAGUCAACCUCAGCGGACGGAGAUCAGACAAUAAUAUCCGGAUACAAAUUGUUUUAAACGUACAUUAAAAGAAACAAAAUGUUGAUCAUAUUUAUACUUCUUAACCUUAUAUUAAAAGAAACAAAAUGUUGAUCAAAAUCAUA